Messenger RNA from Aethalodelphis obliquidens (Pacific white-sided dolphin), 1747 nucleotides. Its product is annotated as tubulin alpha-1D chain-like. The record is from RefSeq and is a predicted model, not a curated record. Gene Ontology annotation, molecular function: structural constituent of cytoskeleton; GTP binding. NCBI's taxonomy places the organism in Eukaryota, Metazoa, Chordata, Mammalia, Artiodactyla, Delphinidae. The coding region runs from base 816 to 1220 and encodes 134 amino acids. Gene Ontology annotation, biological process: microtubule-based process. Gene Ontology annotation, cellular component: microtubule. The transcript is spliced from 3 exons.
CUCGAACCCGUGUCCCUUGCAUUGGCAGGCAGAUUCUUAACCACUGCGCCACCAGGGAAGCCCAAGAUUCUUUCCUGUAUUCAUCCACGUCCACUUCUGAAUCAUCCUUUAUUUUCUCCUGUUGAAGGACGUUUAAUCGGCUUCCGUUGCUAUGGUACUGUGACUGUUCUUGCACCUGUUUUCUUGUGCACCUAUGUGAGAAUUUCUCUAGAGCAUCUUCAGCUUUCCUAGAUAUUGCCAGACCACUCUCCAAAAAAGAUGCGUCACUUUGGGCUUCCAGCAGCAGCCUGAGAAUUCUCAUUUCUCUACACCCUCCACAUGAUUAAGCCUUAAAGCUUGGGGAAAUCUGAUGGAUGUGGGUGCUCGUUUUGUUGUUAAAGUCUGCCGUAAAUACUUCUCAAGCAGGAAGAAACUUUCUGGGAUCCUACUUACCACACUGUCACGUAUCUGUUAUCGUAUGAAACGCUCCCUUCCCCAGACAGUGAGUUUCUUAAGCGCAGAGACUGGGUAUUAGGUGUUAUGUAUCCCCAGUCUCCGCCCGGUGUCAGGCAGAUAAUGGAGGCUCAGUACAUGAUGAAGCAGGAGGGUCAAGUCUUUUUGAUGCUCAUGGGGCUCCCCAGGAAGGGCAAUGACCUUUCUCUUUUUCUAGGACCAAGCAGGUUACCCCAGUCCUGCUCCGGGGGCCAAGAACUCUUUGACCAGCCUUGAGUCAUCGUGAGUGCAUCUCAGUCCACGUGGGGCAGGCUGGAGUGCAGACCGGCAAUGCCUGCUGGGAGCUCUGCUGCUUGGAACAUGGGAUCCAACCAGAUGGGCAGAUGCCCAGCGACAAGACAAUCAGGGGAGGGGAUGACUCCUUCAACACCUUCUUUAGUGAAACUGGGGCUGGCAAACACGUGCCCCGGGUGGUGUUUGUGGAUCUGGAGCCCACUGUGAUUGAUGAGGUUCGGACGGGCACGUAUCGCCAGCUCUUCUGUCCAGAGCAGCUCAUCACUGGCAAGGAAGAUGCUGCCAAUAACUAUGCCCGUGGCCACUACACCAUCGGAAAGGAGCUCAUCGACCCGGUGCUGGACCGGAUUCAGAAGCUGGUGAGAGAAGAGCUGAGGGCUGGGGGAAUCUGGAUUCCUGUUGUGAAGUGGUCUGGAGACCAGACAAGGGAAGGGCACCUUCCAUCCUUGGGAGAGUCUCCUGGACAAGCAUUAAACACACAGGAUCAGGACUAGUGAGGAGGGGAGGCAGAGUAUGAGCUCCAGCCUGGAGCUGGGUGUCCCUUUUAUCUUCUAUAGUAAGUGGCCCGAUGCUGGGCAGAGUGGCUGCCAGUUGAUAGGCUGCCUGGCCAAGAUAUGAGCACCCAUAAGCAGUCCCAGAAUGCCACCUUGUAUUGUAGGUAUGUGGGCAGAAGGCCCUGUGAAAAACAGGGAUCCAAACAAUACCAGCUCAAGGCCCUCUGAUCAACUUCAGCCUCCAGCAAGGACAGGGAUCAGGUUCCUGGGCUGUUCAUCUCAGUAAGGAAGCCCUCCAGAAACAUCUGGUUAGAUCAGGGGGCACGGGUAGGAAGCCGGGUGGAGUUGGCAAGUUAUGAUGACAAAAAUGACCAUGGCACAAGAGUCAAGAGAGCUGUCUGUGGAAGGCUUCAGGAGGUUUGAGAGAGGAAGAGAGACAAGGAGGAGAGAGUGGGACCUCCUUAUCAGGGUCUAUUUUGUGCCCUUGGAAAAGUCUUCCAAGGAUUUUAUGAAACUUUUGGGGAAAU